AUCUGCGCGACGACAAAGAGAGAGGGGAUGUUUGCCGACAGGAGCACUUGAGAGGACGCGUGUGUGAAUAAUGGUCGCGGUAGACGCCUGAGAAGGGAGCAGCCUGUCUCAGAUCCGCUCGGCAUCUUUCCCGAAGUCAGGUCUAUUUAACCGCGAUAACUUUUCUCGGACAUCGAGGUUACCCGUCCGGGAAAUGGAGAAGAAAAGGUGGGAUUGCACUGCUCUCCCCAAGGGCUGGAAAAUGGAAGAAGUGACCAGAAAGUCGGGUUUGUCUGCUGGGAAAAGCGACGUCUAUUAUUUUAGUCCAUCUGGAAAGAAGUUCAGGAGCAAGCCCCAGCUGGCCCGUUACCUUGGUAACCAGAUGGACCUCAGCUCGUUCGAUUUCCGGACAGGAAAGAUGCUGAUGAGCAAACUGAACAAAAACCGCCAGAGACUGCGCUACGACAACAACAACCAGAAUAAGGGUAAACCUGACUUAAACACAUCCCUACCAGUCAGACAGACGGCCUCCAUAUUCAAACAGCCUGUGACCAAGGUGACCAAUCAUCCCACCAACAAAGUGAAGACGGAUCCCCAGAAGGCAGUCGAUCAGCCCAGACAGCUCUUCUGGGAGAAAAAGCUGAGCGGACUUAACGCGUAUGACAUCGCAGAAGAGCUGGUCAAAACGAUGGAGCUGCCCAAAGGCCUUCAAGGUGUUGGUCCAGGGUGCACAGACAAGACGCUCCUGUCCGCCAUCGCCAGUGCCCUGCACACGAGUGCCGCUCCCAUCACGGGCCAGUUGUCAGCCGCUGUGGAGAAGAACCCAGGCGUGUGGCUCAACACCGCUCAGCCGCUGUGUAAAGCUUUCAUCGUUACUGAUGAGGACAUCAGGAAGCAGGAGGAGCUGGUGUACAGUGUGAGGAAGCGGCUGGAGGAGGCGCUGAUGGCUGACAUGCUGGCUCACGUGGAGGAGGCUGCGAAUGAAGGAGAAGCUGUGAAGGAGGAGGGAAACAGCAGCGAGGAGAUGGAGAGUGUAUAGCAGAGGUUUCCUCAAGUCUGGAUGGUUUCUGUCUGCACCUCAACUCACAAACCCGCACAACCACGAACGGUUCGAGUCCCACACCAGUCCUUCCUCCGUAAACUUUCCUCUAGCUCCUGAAACAUUUGUCGGCCUCCUCCAAAACACCCGGAGUCCAAAACCGGGUCUCACCUUGUCCUACAGUGAUUGGUCCGAACACCCCACAGGUUGUUAUGUACUGAGCAGCUUUCCAUUGUUUUAAUGCGACAAUCAUGUCAAAUCCAACACAUCAGAGUUGAUUUGGGUGCUUGCUUGUUUUAGAAAGACUGGAGGUGAAUGUUUUGUAUAUUUGGCUCGAUGAAAUGUAGAAUUUUAUAAUGGACAUAGACUUACGGAUGAGUUGUUGUCAUCGUUCCACUGUAACACUCUGAAGUAGUUGGAUUUUAUUAGUCACGUAAGCUGGUCACUCCUCGUACGGUGGAGCCACGACUCGAUCGGAACUCAUUGCGCGACUUGAAGCUUCUGCCUCUGUCAUCAGCGUUAUUGGUGCUCACUGAUGUAUCAAAAUGGCCGCCGCGUGCCAAGAUCUUAACACGUUACAACCUUCUACCACUGUACGCCAAUGUCAGUCAUGAAAACUAAGACGUUUCAUCUCUCUACAUGUUUCUAGUAAUAUUGGAUUAUUUGUAUUUAUAUCUGGGGGCCCGAUGGUUAAUAAUGUGCCAGCCUGUAACAAACCCCCAAACUCAGCAAGGUGACUGCUGGAAUAGACUUGAUUGUAUUGCUUAUUAAAAUGAGUUGGUAUGUCAGUAAAGCUGUUGCCGGUGUCCCUUCUUUUUUGAUAUUGUCUUGAAAUGUUGACAGCGUCCUUGCACGAGCUGCGCUUGAGCUCCA
Synchiropus splendidus (mandarinfish) is the source of this 1891-nucleotide messenger RNA. It is a transcript of the gene mbd3b, whose product is annotated as methyl-CpG binding domain protein 3b. The record is from RefSeq and is a predicted model, not a curated record. Gene Ontology annotation, molecular function: DNA binding. The coding region runs from base 194 to 1018 and encodes 274 amino acids. The transcript has 7 exons. NCBI's taxonomy places the organism in Eukaryota, Metazoa, Chordata, Actinopteri, Syngnathiformes, Callionymidae.